Anguilla rostrata (American eel) is the source of this 3953-nucleotide messenger RNA. RefSeq names its product Krueppel-like factor 9. The transcript is spliced from 2 exons. The record is from RefSeq and is a predicted model, not a curated record. Bases 323 to 1027 code for a protein of 234 amino acids. NCBI's taxonomy places the organism in Eukaryota, Metazoa, Chordata, Actinopteri, Anguilliformes, Anguillidae. Gene Ontology annotation, molecular function: DNA-binding transcription factor activity, RNA polymerase II-specific; RNA polymerase II cis-regulatory region sequence-specific DNA binding. Gene Ontology annotation, biological process: regulation of transcription by RNA polymerase II.
UAAUUUACGUCAGUCUUCGGCGUCACUCUGCGCGUUUCCCUCUACCGGGGGCGUAGGUUGGACCGGCUCUUUCAGACACAAUGAACCAGGAGAUCUACGUAAAGCACGCUAUCUGGGGUCGGGAGUGUGCUUGUGCUGAGGGGGCGUAGAAUUCAUUAUUUUUUGUUUCGUUCUUCUUUAUGAACUGAACAUAUUCUUUAGAUUGUUACCGUUUUUUAAUAUAGUUGUGCAAUCAGACUGAUCUCGAAAUUCGCGGAUUCGACCAGAAGAACUCUGGAGGAUCCCCUAAGCGAUAGUGAAUUGCUAUAUUAGAAGGAAUACCAUGUCGUUUGCCUGUUCUGACUAUUUCGCCGCUGAGUGCCUGGUGUCUAUAUCUAGCAGACCUGUACUACACCGACCUACCCCGGUAGCCCCGAUCGCUCUAGAUCCUCCUCGAGGCCUUCCUAUUGUGGAACAAGAGGGGUCGAACGAGGACAGGGAAGUGCGCGACACGCUGAAUCUAGAAGGAGCGAACAUGAUGACGGUCGCUGGGAUUCUCACUAAUCUUAACGGCAAGUUCCGCCCCAUGUCGGCCUACUCCGAGAGCAGCAAUUCCUCUUGUGGAGAAAGCGGAUACACCACGUUGUCCGAUUCUACCACUCCGACCCCCACCAUGACUCCCUCAGCCACCCCAACUCCUGGACAGCACAAUCCACCGCAGCAGCUCUGGGUAGGAGUAGGUCCGCCUCGGUCUCCCGUGAAGCGACACCCGUGUACCUUCGAUGGCUGUGACAGGGUUUACGGAAAAUCUUCCCAUCUGAAAGCGCAUAUCAGGACCCACACAGGCGAAAGGCCCUUCCCUUGCACCUGGCCAGGCUGCGAGAAGAAGUUUGCCCGCUCCGACGAGCUGGCGCGCCACACCCGUACCCACACGGGCGAGAAGCGCUUCCUGUGCCCGCUGUGCGACAAGCGCUUCAUGCGCAGCGACCAUCUCAUCAAACACGCCCGCCGCCACCCCAACUACCACCCGUCCAUGCUCGGCCGCUAAGCCACCGGCCAGGGGCCGCCAUGCACCUCCCAGAGGCUGUGGCCCUGUCCCAGGCACAGUCUUACCCACCCCUCAGCAACCUCACACACCCACAGGACUUUAGCUGGGUCACAUACACUUUGUUUCUCUCUCUCUCUCUCUCUCUCUCUGAUAUACAUUUUUUAACUUUGCAGCUCUCACAAUCUCACGGCAGCUGAACUCUUCUCAAUCUGCACAAAUGACGGAAACGCAGUUUCUCACAAGAACUACCCUCUCUCACUAGAACUAUGUUCUCUGUCCUGUCUGUCCAUUAGAAGCUGGUGCCCUGUCGGUUCUUCUUGCAAGGGCAUGCUCUGCAUCGGCCGCCCCUGCAUUAAAGCAUUUCGGGGCACGAAGGGUAGAUUUUCAGACGUCUGUCAUUCCACAAGUUUCCAGUGGCAGGCUGGACACACCACCAGCUGCAUGUGAUGCAGUUUCCUUCUUUGUAAUCUUUUUGCUUUUUUUGUUUGUUUUUUUGCAUAGUUGUAUUAUUAUUGCAUUUUUGGCUUCUUUAUUGCUGUUUGGAUGAUGGCUAACACCCUUUCCCGUUCCCUGAAAAGCUGAGGUGGAUCCUGUGGUUCUGGGAAGGGAGUUUUCCUGUCACCCCUUAGUGUACAGCAGCUGGCAAACAGCGUCCAUGGAACUUUGCCACAUGGAACGUGCAACAUUAUAUCUAUUUCUGCAGCAAAUUUUGAAUGCUUAAAAGCUUCUGCAGGGGAAGCAAUGUAAUGAAUGCUAUUAGAAGUAAUUCUUGUGAAUUAUAGUCCUUAUAUUAGGGGUGACCGUAUACGCUUGGCUAGGCUAGAGCUGCUUUUGUGUGUGUGUGUUUGUGUGUGUGUGUGUAUGUGUGGCAGUUGGUUGGGGGUCAUGUGCUCCUUUGUGUAUGUGUGGGAAAGAUUUUGGUAAAUGAUCACUAUGUCCAUUGUCUGUCCUUCUUCAGGGCAGAUGCCUUUCUCUCAGCGAACAUGUCAGGAACUUCAGAAAGCCUUAAGAUAUUUCAUACAUAUUUGCACAUAGUUUACAGUUGAAACAUUUUUUUACAGGUAAAUGCAAUAUAGCACUUUUCUUCCAGGUUUUUUUUUUUUUUUAAUUCAGCAAGGCUGCUAGUGGAAUAGCCUACACUGUUGAAACGUUGUUUGCAAGUUAACACUGUGGAAUUUAACCGGAUAUGUAAAAAAAAAAAAACUGCCCUGUAGUCUAGGCAUGCCAUGUUUGUUCAAGGGCUCCAGGAGAUGUCGUAAAGGACAGAAUGAUGUGGACUGACUGUUUCUUACUGGCUUCGGGUAACUGCAGUUUAGCAUACUUCCGGUUUAUGCUGUAUACGUGGGCAUUCGCAUUGUAAAAAGUGAACAUAUCCAAAGGAGCCUCAGUCGAGACACCUCGGAGUCGGAGGGUUUGCAGGUUUGUCCACCUUCAAUUAGCAACCAGUUUACACCCAAGAAACCAGGUGUACUAGUCUCCUGUAAUUGGUUAUUGCUGAGUAACGACAAAACCAACAGACCCCGUGGCUCUCAAGGACCAGGGUUAUGGGCCCUGGAUCAAGAGAGUACCUUCUGUUCUUAGUGCCUCUCUUUUCACACCUCACAUAUCUUCAUUGUUCAAUAUACCAUAUCAACAAUAGUUAUUUUACUACACAUUUCAUAUGACUUUACAUUGUAUUUGUACUCUGUUAGCAUAUGAAUAAAUUCAAGGGUGGGUAAAAAUGUUACAUUUCAUUAGCUGAAGAUUCACAAGGCAUUUGCAGUCUUGGACAAUACCGAAACAUCUGCUUAGGGGAUACCUGCUGGCAAGUAUCUUGAAAAUUGAAAUUUGCUACUCCGAACUGAAACCAAAUGUGUGAGAAAGGAAUGGAUGCAAUUCUGACAUUAAAAUAAUAAAUGAUGACGGCAUUCAUGUCAUCUGAAGUGUUCAAGCAAGAAGGAAGCUUGUCUUUUUCCAUUUUAGUUUUUGAACUUCUGUUGGAAUAGGUUGGAAAGCGUUUGCCCUGUUUUGAGUUCACUUUGCACAUUGAACAGUGCUGGACACUGUAGUAUCGAUCCCUGAAGUCAAGCUGAAAUUUGACAUUCUUUGAAUUAACUAGGGCAGUGUCUUUCAGAAAGCCAACGGGGUAUACCUGCGUAAUCGCAUUGAUUUCGCGUUUUUCCAUCCUACACUUCAUGUGUCCACGUGAACAUUUUGUUGCUAUCUUCCAUUUGUUUCCUCACGGCAUUUGCAUUUGCGAAUUGUAAAGCUUAAGUUGAACGUUAGUGUAGCUGGAUUUAAAGCGGCAAUGUAAUUAAAGUUCUGACCAAUAAAAGGUGAUUGAUUGCGUAAUGGUAUGGUUGGUCGCACUGAUCAGUUUAAGAACCUGACCUGUGUUUAGAAUAUUUGCUAAGAUGUCUUAUUUUAGGCCCUAAGUUUAGACACUGUAUAUGUAUAUUACUGUGCACACAGUUACAUUCACAGAAAUUAAGACAUCUUUAAGAUUGUGGCCUGUUUUCAAUAGUGUUUUUUAACACUAAAAAUGCGUGUGAUUUUUGUAGUGCAGUCUUAUUUUAAGGAAAAUCCUGGUGGUUCUUUUAGACCCUAUAACAGGAUGUUGAACUUGUCUUAUUUUAGUCUUUAUUGUUUGGGGAGGGGUUAAUGGCUUUGAUUUAAUAUUGAGACAUACUUUUUGAAACAUCCUCUCAGGUGUCUUAAUUUAUGAGCUAACGCUUUUGUGUACAACCUUUACAUAAGCAUGUUUAUCUUUUGUUUUUGUUUCUUUGUAUUCAGGUGAUUAAUUUAUUUCAAUAUUUGUGUGGUUGAAAUUUCAUUUUUAUAGCUUAUUUUGUGGUCUGAUACAACAACAAUAAUAACUGGUUUCAUUGUUUGCUAAGAAAACUGCCAUUGCUUUUUAAAUACAAAAUAAAACCAUUGAACAAUUAUA